AUGGAACUCCACCAGUUAUAUGCCAAAACUGAGGAUGAGGUCGUCGAGGAGGAUAUUUCAGAAAAAGAAGUAUCAGACUGUGAAAUAAAGCAAGAGAUCACUGAGGAAUAUCGUGACGAGGAAACCGUGACCGAAGGAAGAUAUGAAGAUUUUCAGAUGACGAACGAACGAAUUGAAGACGACUUACUCGAUGUUAAAGACUCGUUAAGCGUUGUGGAUACGAAGAUUCAGAACCAAGACGAUUACGUGGAAAAGGAGGUGGAUAUCUGUGAAGAAGAAAGUAAUAAGCCGUUAAAGUGUCCCCACUGCCCGCAGAGAUUCAGAAUGGAAUCUGCUCUUCAUUUGCACAUUCACUCUCAAACGGGGGGACUACCUUAUAAGUGCCUAUAUUGUCCCAAGUCUUUCUUGCGGGGAACCCACUAUCAAGCUCACAACCGAACUCACGCUAGGGAAAGAGCUAGCAAGUGCUCCCUCUGCAAAAAGUCCUUUCCCUAUGCAUCCGCUUUACGGCGGCACAUCUUGAUUCACAAUCGAGAAGCACCGAUGAAAUGUGAUCACUGCCCAAAGACUUUUCUGCGUAAGAACCUUCUUCGUUCACAUAUUCGAAAAUACACGAAAAAGCUACCGCAUCCGUGUUCCUAA
This is a messenger RNA of Drosophila subpulchrella, 642 nucleotides long. Its product is annotated as zinc finger protein 14-like. The transcript has 2 exons. NCBI's taxonomy places the organism in Eukaryota, Metazoa, Arthropoda, Insecta, Diptera, Drosophilidae. The record is from RefSeq and is a predicted model, not a curated record. The coding region runs from base 1 to 642 and encodes 213 amino acids. Gene Ontology annotation, molecular function: RNA polymerase II cis-regulatory region sequence-specific DNA binding; DNA-binding transcription factor activity. Gene Ontology annotation, biological process: regulation of transcription by RNA polymerase II.